This is a messenger RNA of Penicillium paradoxum, 777 nucleotides long. RefSeq lists its product as uncharacterized. Bases 1 to 777 code for a protein of 258 amino acids. The transcript has a single exon. The record is from RefSeq and is a predicted model, not a curated record. Lineage: Eukaryota; Fungi; Ascomycota; Eurotiomycetes; Eurotiales; Aspergillaceae.
AUGGCAUCUCCCGUGGAAACACUUCCUGCUAUCCCAGCAAUCAACCUCGAACUCCCACCUUCAAAACUUGCCCCCAAAGCCUUCGCAUACGCAAAGGAACACUGCACCGAACCCGUCUACAACCACGCCAUCCGCUCCGCCUACUGGGCAGCCCUAAUCGCCAAGAAACUGCCCGAGUUCAACAACAACCCAGACCUGAACCUAGAAGCCGUAGUCAUAGGAUGUAUCCUCCACGACAUGGGGUGGGCCAAAACCCCCGCCCUCUUAUCAGCAGACAAACGCUUCGAGGUCGACAGCGCCAACAUCGCCCGCGACCUCAUUCGAUCUGAAAACAAGCACACGGAGUGCAUCACCGAAGCGACAAUCCAGCGCAUCUGGGAUGCCAUCGCCUUGCACACUACGGCCUCGAUUGCCAGACAUGCCGCUCCGGAGGUUGCUCUCACUAAUUUGGGCGUAUUGGCUGAUUUUAUGGGACCUAGUCUCCGCGGCCCGGAUGAUGUGGCUUUGAUUACGGCGCAGGAGUAUGAGGCGAUUAUGCGGGUGUUUCCGCGGGCUGGAUUCAAUGGGGAAGGGUUUAAGGAUAUUAUGUGUUGGUUGUGUCGGACGAAGCCUGAGACUACUUAUGAGACGUUUGCGGGGGAGUUUGGUCGGAAGUUUGGGACGGAUGGUGUUGGGGGCGGACGAGAGCAGUACGUGCAGGCUUGGGAGGGAGCGCAGAGGGCGCAGGUUUUGCUUGCGGGCUUGGAUGCGUUAGAGGCUAUGGAUCCCAAGUGUUGA